AUGGACGUCGUCUUAUCCCGCCUUGGCACUCAGCUGCUCACGCCCAAUACAGACGAGCUGCUGUUUCGGGAACCUCCCACCUUUCUAAGUCGCCUCGGCAUCGAUACCUCUGAGACUGAAUGGAUAGGUCGCGUCUCUGAGUUUGCUCGGUCUGGUAUUCUUCAGGGUGCGAUUCUCGCCACUUCGGCGGCUUGGCUGACUUUUCGUCUUAUCCGGCAUCGCAAGAACUCCGUGCCAACCACCAGGUCCAAGGCAUCAUCGAUUAAAUGGCCCUACGAAAUUGUGUCACAAGCCGCCCGCAUCGCUUCGCUGGUCUUUUUGACAGUGGCCCUGAUCAAGGGGAGAGUGCAUCUGCUCAACGUUGUUGCCAUUGCCUACGCUUUUGUCCUCGGCUUGAUACGACCCAUUAGCCAUGAUCUCGCCUGGCGUCAUCUCGUUCUUCAUCAAAUCAACUAUGUCCUGACUGCCACGUUGUUCGUUCUAGCAGCCGCACAGCUGCUGCCUUGUAUUGAGAUUGGCACGGAUCAAUGUGUUGGGGAUGUUGGCAUCGUUGGCUGCCUGUCGUCGUUGGGUGCGGCCGUUAUUGUCGCAUUGAUUACUCCACGAGAAUGGAUCCCGCCUACCAUCAAGCAUGAUAUUCCGGGCUACACGGAUCAAAAUGAUCCUGCUCCUGAAGAGACAUGCAGCUGGUUCAACUAUUACUUCACCUAUGAGUGGCUGACACCUCUCGUAUGGAAGGGCACCAGGCAAAAGCUUGACAUGUCUGGUAUCCCAACGUUAGCCUGGUAUGAUGAGCCCAUGUAUUUACUCCAGAAGAUCAAGAAGGCCCGAGCACUCUACAAGAAAACUCUAUGGACAGCCUUGAAAUUUCAGCGUAAGGAGUUGAUACUGAUGGCCACGUGGGCUGCUGCCGCUUUUACAAUGGAGAACGUCUCCCCGUAUGGCAUGUAUCGUCUACUCGACUAUCUCGCUAACCCCAGUGGUGCCCAAUACCACCCGGUUGUAUGGCUUAUUCUCAUGUUUGUCGGCCCCUUGUCUCGAUCCGUCUUGUUUCAGCAAUAUGUCUUCAACUCAACCAGAUUGAUCGUUCGAGUCAAAUCUGCCAUGACUCAGGAGCUAUAUCACAGGGCUUUGGAGUCAAUGGAGUUGGAGGAAGACCCCUUCGAUAUCAAGGCAGGAGGAAAGACCGAUAAGGAGAAAGAGGCGCAGGGAGCCCAAAAAUCGACGUCUGCUGGACGUUUGGCAAAUUUGAUGGCCGCUGACGUGGAUGCUGUCUAUCGAGCACGAGAUGUAAUAUUGGUUUCUGCGGGUGUCCCUGCAGGUACCAUCAUAUCUCUCUACGGCCUUUACAAAAUGAUGGGCUGGGUAUCUCUGGUGGGAACGGCGAUUUUGCUUUUGGCUACUCCGAUAUCCGUGUACAUGGGCCGGCAGAUGUAUGGCGCACAGAGACGAGUGAGGAAGGCACAAGAUACACGCAUUUCUCUUGUUGCGGAGUAUCUAGCUUCCAUUCGCGCCAUCAAGUACUUUGCCUGGGAGGAUCCCAUCACAAAUCGAAUCAUCGAGUCAAGGGCGGCCGAACAAAAGGAAUUGUGGCGAGUGGCUGUUCUGCAAACCAUGGUCAACCAAGUUACCCAGUGUUUUCCGUACAUCGGCCUCCUCGUCAUGUUCGGAUUGCACGUCGGGGUAGAAAAGCAUCCCCUUGACGCUUCUACUGCCUUUACUGCCGCAUUCCUCGUGAAGAACAUCCGUAGAAACAUCAUGAUGGCCAGUGCGUUCUCAAGGAACUUUGCUGCUGCAAGCGUCGCCUUCAACCGGCUCGACAAGUAUUUCGAUAGUACUGUGCCCCUCCUUCGAUAUCCCGUUGGACCCCUGAGAAUCGAAGGCGCUUCGUUCCGUCGAAACAAGAAGGCUACAUUCCGCCUCGAGGACAUCUCGCUAGACUUUGUUGAAGGUGGUCUCAACGUCGUUACUGGUCAAAGUGGAAGCGGGAAGAGUACCCUCCUGCUCGCGAUCCUAGGUGAAACGCAUCUAGAGGGUGGCAAGGUCACCGCGCCCAACGACAUUGCCUUUGCUUCGCAGUCGGCUUGGCUCCAGAAUGAUACCGUUCAAGCCAAUAUCCUCUUCCAAAGCCCCAUGGACCGCGCCCGAUAUGACAGAGUAAUUGAAGCCUGCUGUCUCAACAUAGACCUCAGGGAGCUCUCUGACGGUGACCAGACUGUCGUAGGUGAGAAUGGUACAUCCUUAUCUGGAGGACAGAAAGCUAGAGUGGCCUUGGCUAGAGCCCUUUAUUCCAAGGCAUCUCUAUUGCUUCUAGAUGAUAUUUUCUCCGCUCUCGACGCCAAAACCUCUGCUGGCGUCUGGAAACAUUGUUUCUGUGGCGAUCUACUCAAGGGCAGGACUGUUGUUCUCGUCACUCAGGUUCCUUGGAUCUCAGCACAGGCAGACUUUUCCGUCCUCCUCGAGAGAGGUCAAGUCAAGAAUGCCGAGGCCAACAUUGGUGCAGUUCGCAGGCCCAUCCAGAUUGCCGAAAUCCUUGGAGGAGAUGAUGAUGAUAUUGAAACCGAAACCGAAACCGGCACAGAAACUCCUCCAGAGCCUGAGCUUCAAUCUAGUGGAGAUGCCCUGAAUGAUCCGUCAAAGGUGGCCACUGAAACCUCGGCCAAAGACAUUGUGAACCAGGAAAUGAAAGCAUCAGGCAAGGUCGGUCGAUUGGCCUCCUUGGAGUAUAUGAGAUACUUUGGACACCCGCUUUUCGCCGUCUUUUGCUUGGUUGGCCUCGCCGGCUCCAACGUCUUCUUCUUCGCAUCCAGUUAUUGGAUGGGCAUCUGGGUAGAGGCCUACAAUAACAACGCUCACGUGGACAUCGCCUAUUACAUGGGUAUUUAUGCCGCCUUCACCUUUGCCGAGCUAAUCUCCUUUGGUUUGGUCAUUAUCGCUUUCGAAUGGGGUGCAUGGCGUGCUGGUCGCAAGCUUCACAAUGACUUCAUCCGUGCGAUCAUGAGAGUCCCCUUGUCAUGGUUCAAGACGAUCCCCAUCGGUCGCAUCACUAACCGGUUCUCCGGCGACAUGGCAUCAAUUGAUUCGGGACUUAGCUCCAUGCUCCGGGUGACUUUUGAUUCCAUCAUGAUGCUGUUUGCCCGUAUUGCCGCCGUCAGUUCAAUCAUGCCGAUUUUCAUGAUACCCGCCUUCUUCACCUGCAUUUUUGGCGUUGUGGUUGGCGAGAUGUACACACGAACAGCGGUCAUCAUCAAGCGACUUGCUUCGUCCGCACAGUCGCCCGUCUUCUCCCAGUUCGCCGAUACAUUGGCCGGGCUGCCCAUCAUCAGGGCUAGGGCGGGUAUGGGUGAAACUUUUGGUCGCGAUCUGGCAUCCAAGCUGCGCGUUUGGUCGGCCGCAGCAGAGGCUAACUAUAACUGCAACCGUUGGGUGGCCAUGCGAGUGGACUUUGUGACUUCCCUAGUCGCUCUUUUUGCUGGCAUUAUCGCUCUUUCAAAAGUUGGAGUGGUUGGCGCUGGUUUGGUCGGUUUCUCCCUUAACAAUGCCAACGGGCUGAGCCAGACUAUUCUCAUGCUCGUACGAGCCAUGAACGACCUUGAGGUAGAGAUGCAGAGCUUCCAUCGUGUCAAAGAAUAUGUCAAGCUGGAGCCCGAAGGUAAAGACGAUAAAACAUAUGCCGAAGAAGGGGAAUUUGCAGACGAUGAAAGCCACGUCAUUCCCAAGAAUUGGCCCAAGUCAGGAGAAAUCGAGUUUCGCAACGUCACCAUUAGAUACGAUCCUGAUGGCCCCAACAUCCUCACGGACGUCAAUCUCAAGUUUAAAGCUGGAGAGCGAGUUGCUGUCGUCGGACGAACCGGCUCCGGCAAGAGUACUCUUGUUCUUUCUCUCUUGCGGUUUACGCAUAUUGUCUCUGGUCAAAUCUUGUACGAUGGAAUCGACAUUACCAAAAUCCCCCGGCGCAGGUUGCGUGAAGGCCUCACAAUCAUCCCUCAGGAAGCGACACUGUUCAACGGAACGGUGGAAUCUAACCUUGAUCCUACCGGUCUCGUUCCCAAAGCGAUUCUUGAGAAGGCGUUGGAAAACUGCAAGGGCAUUGCGUCAUUUUCCAGUGACGAUUCCUCUGAUGAGACGAUUGUCGACGGUGUAGAUGACUCUGUUCACGGACAGUCUCAAGGAAUUUCUUUGACGACACCAGUGGAUGCCCGCGGAGAGAACUUUUCCCACGGCCAACGCCAGGUCUUGUCUCUCUGCCGUGCGCUUAUCCGCCAGAGCAAGCUGAUGCUGCUAGACGAGGCUACUGCCAGCAUGGACUACGAAACGGACAAGGGCAUUCAGCAAGUGUUACGCACCGAGCUCGAAUCUGCUGGCGGAGACCGCACACUCGUGACGAUUGCUCAUCGCUUGCGGACCAUUAUCGACUAUGAUUCCGUUGUCGUGAUGGGCGCCGGCAAGGUAGUAGAAUAUGGUUCUCCCCGAGACUUGUACAAUUCCAAAGGCUUGUUUUACGACAUGAUAUACCACAGUGGAGAGAUGGAGGAGCUACAGGAGUUUUUGAAGGAUAAAUAA
This is a messenger RNA of Trichoderma harzianum CBS 226.95, 4563 nucleotides long. RefSeq lists its product as hypothetical. The coding region runs from base 1 to 4563 and encodes 1520 amino acids. The record is from RefSeq and is a predicted model, not a curated record. Gene Ontology annotation, molecular function: ABC-type peptide transporter activity; ATP binding; ATP hydrolysis activity. The transcript is spliced from 3 exons. Gene Ontology annotation, biological process: transmembrane transport. Gene Ontology annotation, cellular component: fungal-type vacuole; membrane. Lineage: Eukaryota; Fungi; Ascomycota; Sordariomycetes; Hypocreales; Hypocreaceae.